Molecule: messenger RNA, 1584 nt
Organism: Crotalus tigris (Tiger rattlesnake)
Lineage: Eukaryota; Metazoa; Chordata; Lepidosauria; Squamata; Viperidae
Gene: ADORA2B
Product: adenosine A2b receptor
Exons: 2
Coding region: 266-1285 (339 amino acids)
Biological process (GO): adenylate cyclase-activating G protein-coupled receptor signaling pathway; G protein-coupled adenosine receptor signaling pathway; vasodilation
Cellular component (GO): membrane
Molecular function (GO): G protein-coupled adenosine receptor activity
Source: RefSeq, a predicted model, not a curated record
GCAGCCUGGCCGGCGGAGCUGCGGAACCACCAGCGGGAUUGUGCCAGCCUGGCCUUAGCCGGAGGAGCCCUCUCCCCCCUUCUGGAUCGCGGGUGGCGUCCGGACCAGCCCCGGGAAGGGGCCGCGCCCCGACGGCGGGGGCGGCUACAUGGCCUCUGGGUGCCCCUGGCGGGGAUGCGCGCCUCGCCAGCGCUGAGCCUUGGUCGGGGACCGUCCUCCGGCGGGCGGCAGGCGGUCCCGGCUCGGUCCCCGUCCGGCCCGCGUCAUGAGCCGCCUGGACAUCGCGGUGGAGCUGCUGAUGGCCGGGCUGGCCAUCGCGGGCAACGUGCUGGUCUGCUGGGCGGUGGCGCUGAACAGCCGGCUGAAGACGGCCACCAACUACUUCCUGGUCUCGCUGGCCGUGGCCGACGUGGCCGUGGGGCUGCUGGCCAUCCCCUUCGCCGUGACCAUCAGCGUGGGCUUGACCACCGACUUCCACGGCUGCCUCUUCCUGGCCUGCUUCGUGCUGGUGCUCACCCAGGGCUCCAUCUUCAGCCUGCUGGCCGUAGCCGUGGACCGCUACCUGGCCAUCAAGAUCCCGCUUAGAUACAAGAGCAUGGUGACGGGGAAGCGAGCCCGCGGACUUAUCGCCGUCCUCUGGAUCCUCUCGUUUGUCAUCGGCCUGACGCCGCUGAUGGGUUGGAACAACAUGGAGGCGAGUAAGAACUGCACUAACAAGAUGUCGCCCCCCGACGGGGGGAGACAGAACAGCUGCCUGGUGACCUGCCUCUUCGAGAACGUGGUGCCCAUGAGUUACAUGGUCUACUUCAACUUCUUCGGCUGCGUCCUGCUCCCGCUGUUCAUCAUGCUCUGCAUCUACGUCAAGAUCUUCACCGUCGCCUGCAAACAGCUGCGGCAGAUCGAGCUGGUGGGCAACUGCCGGAUGACGCUGCAGAAGGAGGUCAGCGCCGCCAAGUCGCUAGCCAUCAUCGUGGGCCUGUUUGCCCUCUGCUGGCUGCCCCUCCACAUCCUCAACUGCCUGACCCUCUUCUACCCCGCCUUCAAGGACAACAAGCCGGAAUGGAGCAUGCACUUGACCAUCGUUCUCUCCCACACCAACUCGGUGGUCAACCCCAUCAUUUACGCCUACCGCAUCCGGGACUUCCGGUACACCUUCCGGAAGAUCCUCACCCGCUACGUCCUCUGCAAGAACGAGGACUUUCCCAAGUGCCCCAAAGGGAGCAUCGGCGGCAGUAGCCGUCACCUGGAGGUGAAUAACGUGAGCACUUCUCCAACUUACGUUUGAUGGCCAGUCAGACUUUUGGUCUGUCCCCUGUUGGUGGCAGGACAGCGCCGUUAAGUGGGAAAGAGGUGCCAGGAGAUUUACAUUCUGGUGAUCCUCGACUUAACGACUGUAUUAGAGCCUGUCACGGUUGUUUGUCGUAACGGUUGCAAAGUGGGUCACCCAGCCGAUUGGCCUGCUUUUACAGCAGUGGUUCUCAACCUGUGGGUCGGGACCCCAUUUGGGGUCGAACGACCAUUUCACGGGGGUCGCCAAACAACGCAGUCCGCCAUUUUUCCCCCCUCUUUUCCUUAGCUGUGCUA